AUGGAGAACGCACCUGUGUCAUCACAAGGUAACAUGAUCGAUACGGGCAUGUACAGAUACGAGCGCAACCGUGGAAGCCACGAAUUCUUUACUCCAGGACCACACGCCACCACACGCACCGCUACCGCUCCGUCUGCUAUUUUUAACCUGGUGAGCACCAUCAUUGGCGGUGGGAUCUUGUCGCUUCCUUUCGCUUACGACAAGUGCGGACUCAUAGUGGCGUUGAUCUUCAUGGCCAUUGCUGCCUCUGCUUCCACCUUUAGUCUCUACGUCAUUGUGAGCUGCAGUCGACGUGGGCACGCCGCUUCGUACGAAGAAGUAGUGCGCAAGGCCCUGGGAGCUCGAGCUGGACACAUUACCGUUGUGCUGCUCGUGCUACUCACAUUCCUCACGCUCGUGGCGUACGUCAUUCUCACAAAGGACCUCUUGGGAUCACUGGGUGCGAGAUUCCUGUAUAAUCGCCCCAUCUCUGACAUGGAGCAGAACGGCUUGACGGUCAUCUGUGUUCUAUUCGUGUCACCGGGGCUACUGGCGCGCUCCAUGAACGCGCUGCGCUUCACCUCUGUCUUCAGUCUCGUGUCGGUGUUUGUACUGGCAACUGUCAUCACGAUUCGGGCGAUGGGCGCUAUGUUUGGACACAAAGAUACUAUGGAGGUCGUGACCGAAAGUCAUAUUCCAAUCAAGCUGACUCCUGAUAGUUGGGUAGAUGCUGCCUAUGCCUUCCCCAUCAUCUCCGUCUCGUUCCUCUGUCACUUUAACGUGCUGCCAGUGUAUCGUGAGCUGCACAAACCAACGCGUCACCGCUUGAAAAAGAUUGUGGCGUCUACGAUCUCUUUUGCGUGGUUAUUUUACAUGAUUGUCGGGACUAUGGGAUAUCUCUUUGCAUUUCAACAGUCAGGAGGAGUGCGAGACGAUAUUUUAAACAAUUUUAGCGACAGCGACCCGCUUGUGAACCUUGGACGAUUCGGGCUGCUAGUCACGAUCCAGUUGAGUUUUCCCCUCAUCAUCCAGCCAUGUCGUGCCAACCUGCUUCGACUUGUCAAAAUCAUCCGAAGCUACAGCUACGCUCGUGGCAAAGCUUCCUACGGUCUUGAUUCUUCAUAUUCGGAGGAAGGAGAGCUUGUUGGAGAAGAAACAACGCUUUUGCCAAGUAUCGGUGAAGCUUUACCUAUUGGUACGAUAAAUGCUUCCACGCCAGCAAGGUUUAGAGAUUCUGCCGUCCAUGUGCUGCUAACUGUCGGCAUCAUGGCCAGUGUAAUCACAAUUGCGCUGAUCUCGCCUGGAGUAUCUGUUGUGUGGAAUCUUAUGGGAUCUACCGUUGGUCUCCUUAUUUCAUACGUCUUGCCGUGCGUAUCCUACGUGAGCAUCCGCCGCGAGAAGCCAAAUACGGACCGACGUAAACUAACGGCCUGGAUCAUUCUCGCAGGGAGCUCGAUUAUCUGCGCCGUUUGCACCAUUCAGGCAUUCGUGUCUCUCUUCAGUCUUUAG
Peronospora farinosa is the source of this 1488-nucleotide messenger RNA. The record is from the annotation of a GenBank genome assembly. NCBI's taxonomy places the organism in Eukaryota, Oomycota, Peronosporomycetes, Peronosporales, Peronosporaceae.